Blumeria graminis f. sp. triticale is the source of this 1881-nucleotide messenger RNA. The record is from the annotation of a GenBank genome assembly. NCBI's taxonomy places the organism in Eukaryota, Fungi, Ascomycota, Leotiomycetes, Helotiales, Erysiphaceae.
AUGACUCAAAAUUCCAAUGAAGUCUGUGAUUUGGCUAAACGUCUUGAAGCGACCCAGGACGACCAGUUUUACAACCCGGACAUCUGCAAGAAAACACCUUAUCGUGGGCGAGAGUUACCGCAGCAUUUUAAGAUAAGUUACUGGAAGUUUCAGGAUAGGUUUUAUCAGAGUUCUGGCCUACCAAUUUACGCUUAUCCUCUGUUGAUGGGCAAAAAUGAAAUGAAUGAUGAUCAAAUAGUGGUUCGUGGAUACAACAAGUUUUUCAAUGUUGAACAGAUUGCCUCGACUACCUGGGAGGAGAUCGAGAUCAAGACUAAAGGACCUUACGAAAUCAGCAGUAUAGAGAACGGAUGUACUGUGUUGAUAAGCGGUCUUUGGGACGGAACUCUUUUAGUUACGAGUAAAUCCCCAUAUAGCUCUCAAAAUCCCGGUACUAGUCAUGCAGAAGCUGGAGAAAGAUGGCUCGAAAUGCAACUCGCCAAGCUCAAUAAAUCUAAGAAGAACCUAGCUACAGAGCUAUGGUCUAGAAAUGUCACACUCGUAGCAGAGCUGUGUGAUGACCGUUUUGAGGAGCGUGUCAUAUCUUAUACUGGAGAAAAGGCAGGACUAUACCUUCAUGGAAUCAACGCGAACGUUACCAAAUUUUUAACCUUCCCGGGCGCCCAGGUACAAAAGUUUGCAAAAGAAUGGGGGUUUCUUAGGCAGGAGUUUGUGAUAUUUGAUGUGAUCAAAGAUGCAAGGGCUUUCAUUAAUGAUGCAACAAAGUCUGGGUCAUACAAUGGACGAGUAGUUAAAGGGGCUGUUAUUCGAUGCAAGAUCCUUAGGAGUAAGUUGGGUGAAUAUGAAGACUUUUUCUUCAAGUGCAGAAUUAGAGGGUUAUAUCAAAUAUAUCGCCAGUGGCGUGAAUAUACCAAAGCUAUGUUAAAGUCUCAGUUCGUCCCCAGAAACAAUGACAUGAUGACGCAUGAAUAUCUCGAAUUCGCUCAAAGGAAGUUCCUUCAGGAACCCGAGUUGGGAAGGGCUUACUUAGAUAAUCACGGUGUCAUAAAAAUAAGAGAAGAGUUUCUAAAGGAAAAGGACAUGUUAGGUUCCAGUAACUUAAAGAGAAGUCUAGCAGUUCAGAAAUUAGAACUACAAGAUGUUGUAGAUAAUAUCAUCUUAGUGCCCAUAAGCACUAUUGGUUGCGGAAAGACAACCGUAUCUCUUUCGCUCUCUUUUCUCUUUGGCUGGGGAUAUGUCAGGAAUAAUACCAUAGAAGGUAGAAAUCGGCCACAUAAAUUCGCUGAGAAGGUUCUGGAGGUACUAACGAAGAAGCCUGUUGUAUUUGCUGAUAGAAAUAAUGUACAAAAAUUCCAGCGAAAUCAAUUGAUCCUUCACAUUUCAAGAAAAAAACCACAAGCUCGGAUGAUUGCACUAAACUUUGUGAAUAAUGAAGCUUCCUUCGAAAACAUACGAAAAGUCACUCAAGCUCGCAUACUUCCACGGAUUGACAACAAUCUGAGAUCGGACACAGGCCUACAAAAAGAUCGGGCAGUCGAUAUAAUGGAUAGCUUUAUCGAACGAUUCCAAAAAUUAGACGUAUUAGAUUGGCCGGAUUGUAAUUUUGACGCCGUGAUUAAUCUCAAUCCAACCCUUGAUUCUAGGGCGAACUUGGAGAUUUUAGUUGAAGAGCUACGAAGAAUCUUUCCCAAGCUCAUCACGAAAGUACCGACUACAGAAGAACUUGACGUAGCAUUCUUAUCUGGUCUCAACAAAUCAAAUGAGAAGACGAAGUGCUUAUUUCCUGAAAGAUCUAUCGAGUUGCCGCACGAUAUGGGUCAAAAUUCAGACGCAACACACGUCGCGAAUUUUCCAAAUUUAAAAUCCUCCUAUUUUACUUGA